Molecule: messenger RNA, 1501 nt
Organism: Glycine soja
Lineage: Eukaryota; Viridiplantae; Streptophyta; Magnoliopsida; Fabales; Fabaceae
Exons: 2
Coding region: 245-1036 (263 amino acids)
Source: RefSeq, a predicted model, not a curated record
AUCUCACCCUUUAUAUUUCACAAGAGCAACAAGACACCGAAAUGGUGGCACUUACUACUCUUGUGUUGUGUGCUACUAGUAAUGAAAUGAAAUUCCACGCAAAACUCCACAAAAGCCACCUUCUUUGAUUCAAGAAAUCAACACCGAGUUUUCAAAAUCCCAUUUUGUUUUCCCUUCCUUUUUUCCUAUAUAAACCAACCUUUUAAUUUCCUUCUGAAUUAAUACUCCUUGAUCUGGUGUGAAGAUGGACACUACUGACUGGGAAGUCCUUUCUUAUGAUGGCCUUUCUGAUUUUGAUGACUAUGACUUGUGCACCUCACCAAAAUUCAAGAAAGCCUCUGAAGCAUCAAGGAAUUUUCAUCCAAGGGUGCCUAAACAGAUUCUUCAUAUUCCAAUUCAAUUGGAACCGAGAAUUGGGAAGGCCCCAGAUGAAGGGUCAAUGGAAGAAAACACUAAGGAUCAUCAUCGUGUUGAGGUCCCUCUUGUUCCAUCAUCACCAACUACCAUUGAGAAUAUCAAAGGAGGGAUUUUGGAGGCUGAUUAUGACACUGUUGCACACCUUUUCUCCAAGAUCAAGGAAAUUGAGUCUCCAAAGUCCAUUGAUAGAGGAUUGUUGUUCCCUGAUAUGGGUGCUUUGAAAUUUGAGGACAAAGGUGGUGAUCAGGCACAAGAGAUCAUCAUGGCCUCUCCAAGAAUGAAGAUUGAGAAAGAAAUUGAUACUAUUAUGGACUGUGGCAAAGAAGUGGAGGACUCUAGUGGUGGUUUUAACUUUUGGAAGUGGAGCUUGAAUGGUGUUGGGGCUAUAUGUUCUUUUGGGUUUGCUGCUGCCACAAUCUGUGUCCUAAUUCUUGGAAGCCAGCAAAGGAACAACAAAAUCCAGCAGGAUCAGAAGAUUUGGUUCCAGAUCUACACUGAUGACAAGAGGAUUAAGCAAGUGGUGCAUGCAACCAAAUUGAAUGAAGCAAUGGCAGCAGUGAGUGGUGUUCCUCUGAGUAGAGCUCGCAUAACCUGUGGUGGUUACUAUGAUGGCCUUUGAUUGAGCAUUGAUUAAGGAAGUUUCGGAUAGUACAAUGGGCCAACUAUACUACUAUUCUAGAUCUAUCAUAUAGUUUUUUUUUCUUUUCUUGUAAAUAAAAUAAUGAGGAUGGUGCCUUGUAAAUUAAGCUACAGCUUAGGGGCUCUUUUAGUAUUAUUAGUACUAUUAUUUUAUCGAUAUGGUUUUGGAGGAUAAAAAAGUUCAUCUGGAAGGUUGGCCCAAGUUCUGGAGCAAUUGUUGGAAGAAAGGUUUUCAAAAUGAAUGAGUGGGGUAGCGUGAAAAUGGGUAUAGAAAAUUGAUUUUGUUGUUAGGCAUGCUCUGAUGCUCACUCAAAUGUUGGCACAGGUAGGCAGAAUUUAAGUGUGGCAGCAAUUAUUAAUGCUUUGGACAUAAAGUCAAGUCAUAAAGAAAAGAUCAUUGUUUAAUUAAUGAUCCCUCAUUUACUUUUAUGAGCUUAAUUACCAA